This is a messenger RNA of Arvicanthis niloticus (Nile rat), 4634 nucleotides long. It is a transcript of the gene G3bp2, whose product is annotated as G3BP stress granule assembly factor 2. Gene Ontology annotation, cellular component: cytosol; ribonucleoprotein complex. Gene Ontology annotation, molecular function: mRNA binding. The record is from RefSeq and is a predicted model, not a curated record. NCBI's taxonomy places the organism in Eukaryota, Metazoa, Chordata, Mammalia, Rodentia, Muridae.
GUCCGAGCAGGGAGAAAGAAGGCGAAGGGAGCGGCGUGGAUGCCCCGUUCUCGCCCAGCCUAGCCCGGCCCCGGCGCUGCGCUCACCGUCUCGGCUUCUGUGUGUUGGGGUCCAGCACUCUGACCCCCCAUCACCCCGCGGAGGAAAUUCAUCUCGUCGCUCAGCCGCCGGCUUCCCCAGCCCCUCUGCCAAAGAAAACACAACCGCCCCCCCCCCCCCGAAGGGCCUUGCCCCCGAGCCGGCUUUCCGCACUCCCCGGCCUUCACCACCGCCGCCUCCUACUCAGCAGUCGCUCCGGCCCCCUGAGCCCGGAAACAACCACCGCCACCAGCCGCGGCGCGCAUGCGCGGGGACGUGGCGUUACGUGGCGGCUCGAAGGGCGAAGGCAAAAGGGGAGAGGAGGGAGCCCCCGGGGCCGCAGGCCACGCCCACUAGCCCUGGCCCACAGGCCACGCCCACCAGCUGGGCACGCCCUCUCCUCCUCGCUCUGCUUGCUACUGCUGGCUACGGUCACCCACGUGGUCGCAGCCCUACCCUGUCGGCUCGGGCUGCUCUGAUUAGACUACGCGCUUCGGCUGGUAGGUGUUUUGUCGCCGAGCGGGACUGACUGCAAGCUGUCAAACCUGAAGGCUUAUUUUGUUGAGUCGAAAGUGAAAUUUUCCUUUGGCCAGAGUGACAGCAUUUAACAUUGUGCAGCAAAGAAAUGGUUAUGGAGAAGCCCAGUCCGCUGCUUGUGGGGCGGGAGUUUGUGAGGCAAUAUUAUACUUUGCUGAAUAAAGCUCCUGAAUAUUUGCACAGGUUUUAUGGCAGGAAUUCCUCCUAUGUUCACGGUGGAGUGGAUGCCAGUGGAAAGCCCCAGGAAGCAGUUUAUGGCCAAAAUGAUAUACACCACAAAGUGUUAUCUCUGAACUUCAGUGAAUGUCAUACCAAAAUUCGUCAUGUGGAUGCUCAUGCAACCUUGAGUGAUGGUGUAGUGGUACAGGUUAUGGGCUUGCUGUCUAACAGUGGACAGCCUGAGAGGAAGUUUAUGCAAACCUUUGUUCUGGCUCCAGAAGGAUCUGUUCCAAAUAAAUUUUAUGUUCACAAUGAUAUGUUUCGUUAUGAAGAUGAAGUAUUUGGUGAUUCUGAACCAGAACUUGAUGAAGAGUCAGAAGAUGAAGUGGAAGAGGAACAAGAAGACAGGCAGCCGUCUCCUGAACCUGUGCAAGAGAAUGCUAACAGCGCUUACUAUGAUGCACACCCUGUGACCAAUGGCAUAGAGGAGCCUUUAGAAGAACCCUCUCAUGAACCUGAACCUGAGCCAGAAUCUGAAACAAAGACUGAAGAGCUGAAACCCCAAGUGGAGGAGAAACACUUGGAAGAGCUAGAGGAGAAGUCUGCCACUCCUCCUCCUGCUGAGCCUGCUUCUCUGCCUCAAGAACCACCAAAGCCAAGGGUUGAUGCUAAACCAGAAGUUCAGUCUCAGCCACCACGUGUACGUGAACAGCGACCUCGUGAGCGACCUGGUUUCCCUCCUCGAGGACCAAGGCCAGGCAGAGGAGAUAUGGAACAAAACGACUCUGACAACCGGAGAAUAAUUCGUUAUCCAGACAGUCAUCAGCUUUUUGUUGGUAACUUGCCUCAUGAUAUUGAUGAAAAUGAACUGAAAGAAUUCUUUAUGAGUUUUGGAAACGUUGUGGAACUUCGCAUCAAUACCAAGGGUGUUGGGGGAAAACUUCCAAAUUUUGGUUUUGUGGUUUUUGAUGACUCUGAACCAGUUCAGAGAAUCUUAAUUGCAAAACCAAUUAUGUUUCGAGGAGAAGUACGUUUAAAUGUGGAAGAGAAAAAAACAAGAGCGGCCAGAGAGCGAGAAACCAGAGGUGGUGGCGAUGACCGCAGGGAUAUCAGGCGCAAUGAUCGGGGUCCUGGUGGUCCACGUGGAAUUGUGGGUGGUGGAAUGAUGCGGGAUCGUGACGGAAGAGGGCCACCUCCACGAGGUGGCAUGACACAGAAACUUGGUUCUGGAAGAGGAACCGGGCAAAUGGAAGGCCGCUUCACAGGACAGCGUCGUUGAAGUUCCACUGUUGGCAAAGUUUUGGCAGUGGUACCUAACUCAUCGUGUUUGCAUUCUUGUUAAGUUUUUUUGGCUUUGGAAUGUGACACAGCCUUUUUGAUCAUUUCUUUGAUGUGAAAAGCAUCUUUUGGUUAUCAGUUAAAUUGAGGUGGACAUUAUUUCCCCAAUUUCACAACAGGAUUCAUAUUGUUAAUUUAUAAAGCUAGACUUGGAGAAUUAAGGACUGAGAAAUGACCAUAUCUUAAACUGUCUACAACAAAAUGAACUUUAAAAAAAGGACAUGCCCACUGAGUCCAGGUCAUUUGAGUUUUAAAAAAAAAAAUCCUCUGCUGCACAUUUUGUUUUAAGUGUUAACUGUUUCUGCUAUUAAUGUUGGAAACACAAAUAGUGCAAUUUGUGCAAUUGGAGAAUCUUGCCUUUUCUCUUGGCUCCCCCCAAACACAGACAAACAGAAACUUGUUACAUGUUCAUCAGAAUGCACUAUCGGGUACUCUGAAGUCAUUAACAUUGAAAUCUGCACCAGGAGGCAACAGGGAAAAAAAAGUGUGAUCUUCUUUUCUAGUAGAAAAUAGUUUGUGAGAUAAUGAGGGCGUCCUAUCUGCUGGCUGUGACUAGCGAGUGCACACAAACCUUAACAAGACUGCAAUGUUCCAGAAGGAAGUCAUUUAGUUACCAACGAAAUAACAAAAACAAGAACUUCAAAAGCUAUGGUCUUAAAUACUAGACCAGGGUUAGUAGCUACGUUGUCAGUUUUCUACCUGCCCUCUUGAGUACAGAGAUGGAUGGCUGCUCAACACACUCCUCCCCUUUCCUUUCUUUAAGCUGUGUACAGUGAAAAAUGUCUUUCCUGUAUUUUGUUCUCUGGUAAUGUAAUAAGCAUGAUGGUGCCUUCUAUAACAUCAUUCCAGUCUUGCUGGUGAUUCUGUACAGCGUGGUUUAUGAAUUGCUGUGUUGCAAAGCUACACAGCUGCAAAACCAUUGAAGAAAAUCAUUGAUGUAUAAAAAUUGCAGUAUCUUUAAAAUCAGUAAAAUGGAUGCUUAUUAUUUAUCUUGUUCUUCAGUUAACCAUCUUCUAUGUUCUGUGUGGGAGGGAGUCAUGUGUGUUUGAGGGGAGAAGUCAGUUGAGUCUCUGACUUUUAGCUCCAGUGUGAACUAUAAAAACCUAACCACUUAGUUCUUGGAAAAGUCUAACAACUUGGUGGACAUUUUGUCACAUUUGAGAAGCAGUCAGAUUCCUGAAAUGGCAUGUGAACCUGAGUGUGGAUACUGCAAUUUUCAGAGGGAAGAAUGGCAGCUCGUAAGGGUGGGAGACGGGAACUGUCACUCAUUUUGCACAAUUCUUGAACUGAUGUCAGUACCCAAAUGGCUCCUGAAUUUAAGUCUGGGAGGACAUCUUUUUAUUUUUACAUGAACCUUUAAACAAUUCUGUGAGCGAAGUUUCUAGCUGCUGGAUUAUUGUCUGUCUUUACAGCAGGUUCCAGUGAACCACAAGAAUGGCAAAGGUUAUCUGGUUUUACUGUUGGAACAAUCAGUAUAUAUCAGAUUUCUGGUGUUUCAAGCAAGAAGCGGAGUAAACAAGUGUGACCACUUAAAGCUGCUUGUUAACAUGGAAGACUUCUCCAUUCUACCUUAGUGAAAAUAAAUACACACUUGACAUGAGAGCAAAUUGGUUAUGAAUUUUGUGACUGUUGGCUAGUUAUUAAACUAUUGGUUUUUUUGUCAACUGGGCAAUAUGGAUAAAAUUUACUUUUUUCCCUAAGAAUGAGGUCUUCCAUGUUUGAGGAAAUGUCUUGCACUAUUGCAUAUAUUUUGUGGACACAGAUUUUUGUAGUUUCCAUUUUGGAAGGCUAAAGUUUCUUGUUUGUUUGAAACAGUUUUACACUUUCUAAUGUACAGUACUUGAAAUUCGUACUAGAGAAUUACUUUGUAGUUUUGAAGCUUUUAUCCAAACUACUUUGAAAUAAGUGGCUUUCUUGUCAGUGGUUUGCCCCCAGGUGUAAUUUUCUUUUGUUAUUACUUCUUCUUAUUGUGUAAGAGUGUGUAUAUGUGUGUAAAUAUUUACACACAACAUCUGCACAAGUAUAUAUAUUUCCAAUCCAAGAUAAUUGCCCUGUAACCCAUAUAUACUGUUCUGGCAACAAAAGACAAAUGUUAAGUGUAUCAGAUAAUUGGAGCUAAGAGCCAUUCAGCUUCAGCCUUUUUACAUACCCACAACAUUAAAACAUGACAUGGAGAAGUUUACAUGGUGACUGUUCACCUGCAGUACUGUGGACUUUUUAACAUUUUGUCCCCUUUUCAGUGAAAUACUAAAAAGUACUCAUCUACCAUUACUGUUAUUUGCUGAUUUUUAUUUUAUUUUGAUGGUAAUAUUCUAUCCUUAUGACACUAUUGCAACCAAAUUGGCUUUACCAUCUUGGCUUUAGUAGGUAUAGAAGAAAGUGGAUUACCAUCUUUAUUUUGUAAUGUGUUAAGCAUUAUAUGCUGGUAGAAUCUAGUUUAAUUGUUUCAGGUGGAAAGUAUUCUUUUUGAGUUUCCAUUUUGAAUGUGUUUGGACUAAAACAAUAAACUACUGAUGUCUGCA